GAGAGUUCACCAGUGAUGCCUGACUGUACGCAGCAUAUUCUCUCGCUUCCGCAUAUAGUUUCAACCCGUAAAUAUUUUCAACGAUUUUGGACAGAUUUAUAAUAAUAUUUUCAACAUUUUAAGCGUAAAACUGGAAAAUAUAUACUCAUUUUCUUUAAAUAGAAAUGAAACUAGGAAUUUGAUUGAAAAACAAAACGUAAGUAAUAACAUAGGAAUCAUCCGCCAUACGUCUAUAUAAUCACCAAACAUGGCGCCCGUGAUUCAGUUGAGAAUUGAAGACGAGGGAGGUUGUUGCGCGGUGUCUGAUUGAAAUAUUAGAGUACUGCAAUCUGCGAAAAGAUGACGACCACAGACGGAGAUGCGGAAGUUUUCGCAUUCCAGGCUGAGAUUGCUCAGCUUAUGUCCCUGAUUAUCAACACAUUCUACUCGAACAAGGAGAUUUUCCUGCGUGAGUUGAUUUCCAACGCUUCUGAUGCGUUGGACAAGAUCCGCUACGAGUCUCUGACCGACCCCUCCAAACUGGACGGUGGCAAAGAGCUCUACAUCAAGAUCAUCCCCAACAAGAAUGACCGCACACUCACUAUUAUUGACACCGGAAUCGGCAUGACCAAGGCUGACAUGAUCAACAACCUGGGUACGAUCGCCAAGUCCGGCACAAAGGCGUUCAUGGAGGCGCUGCAGGCGGGCGCCGACAUCUCGAUGAUCGGCCAGUUCGGCGUGGGUUUCUACUCGGCCUACCUCGUCGCCGACAAGGUCACCGUGCACAGCAAGCACAACGAUGACGAGCAGUACGUGUGGGAGUCGUCGGCCGGCGGCUCGUUCACCGUGAAGCCCGACACCGAGGAGCCCCUGGGCCGCGGCACCAAGAUCGUGCUGCAGCUGAAGGAGGACCAGACCGACUACUGCGACGAGAAGCGCAUCAAGGAGGUCGUCAAGAAGCACUCCCAGUUCAUCGGCUACCCGAUCAAGCUGCUGGUGGAGAAGGAGCGCUCCAAGGAGGUCUCAGACGACGAGGAGGAGGAUGAGACCAAGGAGAAGAAGGAAGAGGACAAGGACAAGCCCGAGGUCGAGGACGUCGGCGAAGAUGAGGAGGGCGAGAAGGACAAGAAGAAAAAGAAGACCAUCAAGGAGAAGUACAAUGAGGAGGAGGAGCUGAACAAGACCAAGCCGAUCUGGACGCGGAACCCCGACGACAUCAGCCAGGAGGAGUACGGCGAGUUCUACAAGUCGCUGACCAACGACUGGGAGGACCACCUGGCCGUCAAGCACUUCUCGAUCGAGGGUCAGCUGGAGUUCCGCGCCCUGCUCUUCUGUCCUCGCCGGGCGCCGUUCGACCUGUUCGAGAACCGGAAGAAGAAGAACUCUAUCAAGCUGUACGUGCGACGUGUGUUCAUCAUGGAGAACUGUGAAGAGAUUAUUCCCGAGUACCUGAACUUCAUGCGCGGCAUUGUCGACUCUGAGGAUCUGCCCCUGAACAUCUCCCGUGAGAUGCUGCAGCAGAGCAAGAUCCUGAAGGUCAUCAGGAAGAACCUAGUCAAGAAGUGUGUCGAGCUUUUCGAGGAGAUCGCCGAGGACAAGGAGAACUACAAGAAGUUCUACGAGCAGUUCGGAAAGAACCUGAAGCUCGGCAUCCACGAGGACAGCACCAACCGCAAGAAGCUGGCCGACCUGCUGCGCUACUACACCUCUGCGUCCGGCGACGAGCCGUGCUCGCUGAAGGACUACGUGUCGCGCAUGAAGGACAACCAGACGCAGAUCUACUACAUCACGGGCGAGUCGCGCGACCAGGUGUCCAACUCGGCCUUCGUCGAGCGCGUCAAGAAGCGCGGCUUCGAGGUGGUCUACAUGGUGGAGCCGAUCGACGAGUACUGCGUGCAGCAGCUGAAGGAGUACGACGGCAAACAGCUGGUGUGUGUCACCAAGGAGGGCCUCGAGCUACCGGAGGACGAGGAGGAGAAGAAGAAACUGGAGGAGGACAAGGCCAAGUACGAGAACCUCUGCAAGGUGAUGAAGGACAUCCUGGACAAGAAGGUGGAGAAGGUGGUCAUCUCCAACCGGCUGGUAUCCUCGCCGUGCUGCAUCGUCACCUCCCAGUACGGCUGGUCGGCCAACAUGGAGCGCAUCAUGAAGGCUCAGGCGCUGCGUGACAACUCCACCAUGGGCUACAUGGCCGCCAAGAAGCACCUCGAGAUCAACCCCGACCACAAGAUCGUCGAGCAGCUCAAGGUGAAGGCUGACGCCGACAAGAACGACAAGAGCGUCAAGGAUCUGGUGAUGCUGCUGUACGAGACGGCCCUCCUGAGCUCCGGCUUCAGCCUCGAGGACCCGGGCGUGCACGCGUCGCGCAUUCACAGGAUGAUCAAGCUCGGCCUGGGUAUCGACGAUGACGGCGAGCCGGAGGUGGCCGAGACGCCCGCUGAGGAGAUGCCCCCGCUCGAGGGAGAAGAUGAGGAUGCCUCGCGCAUGGAGGAGGUCGACUAGAUGCGCUCCCCCCCCCCCCCUCGCUAGGCUAUCAUCUGCAUAAGGCUGUCAUUUUUCAUUAUCAUUUCGUUAGUUAUGUUUAUAAUACUGUUCCUACGGGAUUGUGAUUGCACGUGUAUGAUAUCAGGUACCGAUUAAUACAUUGUCCAUUGUGUUG
Molecule: messenger RNA, 2638 nt
Organism: Amphibalanus amphitrite
Lineage: Eukaryota; Metazoa; Arthropoda; Thecostraca; Balanomorpha; Balanidae
Product: heat shock protein 83-like
Exons: 5
Coding region: 340-2481 (713 amino acids)
Biological process (GO): protein stabilization; protein folding; cellular response to heat
Cellular component (GO): plasma membrane; perinuclear region of cytoplasm; cytosol
Molecular function (GO): ATP hydrolysis activity; disordered domain specific binding; ATP binding
Source: RefSeq, a predicted model, not a curated record